AUGGCAGAAACAGACCUAUGGCUCAAUUCAUCCCUUUCAGCCACACUUGUGCUCAUCAGCGGGGCCUUCGCGGGCCUCACUAUUGCGUUGAUGACUCAAGAUGAACUUUAUCUACAAGUGAUCGCAUUAUCCGGCGCAGCCGCCGAUCGGAAAAAUGCACAAGAGGUCAUCACACUUCUAUCACAAGGGAAGCAUUGGAUUCUUGUGACGCUUUUACUUGGGAACUGCAUUGCCAGUGAAGCUUUACCGGUCAUAUUAGACCAAAUUGUUGGUGGUGGGCUAUCGGCGGUAAUGGGGAGUAGUAUUCUGGUCGUCAUAUUCAGCGAAAUCAUACCGCAAUCCAUUUGUGCUCGUCACUCCCUCAACAUCGGCGCAUAUAUGGCGCCUUUUGUAUCAGUAUGCAUGCGUCUCCUUGCUCCGGUCACAUGGCCCAUUGGCAAAUUACUGGAUGUAUUUGUCGGCGAUAGCCACUCUACAGGCUACAAGAGGACGGAGCUGAUGACUCUGUUUUCUCUGCAUGAAACAAUUGGAAGGCCAGAGGACCGCAUCCGCUUCGACGAAGUGAAAAUGGUCCACGGAGCACUUGGGCUAGUGGAUAAGAUGGCGACGAGCAUCAUGACACCCAUAGACAACGUUUUCUGUCUUCCCGCAAACGCAAUAGUCGAUUCACAAACACUUCAGCGUAUCAAAGCUCGGGGGUACUCAAGAAUCCCCAUACACGCACCCGAUAACCGUACGGAUAUCAUAGGGUUACUUUCUGUCAAACAAUUACUCAAAUACAACGCAAAGUCUGGUCGGCGAGUUUACAACUUUGACUGGACCCCGAUUCCUGUCAUACAUGCCCAGACAACUUCUUUGAAUCUUCUAAAGAUUUUCCAGGAAAGGAAAUACGAACUUCUUCUCGUCGGCCGCAAAGAAAAGAAUCAGGUCCUCGGAAUCGUGACCCGGAAGGACGUGACGAACACAUUACUUAGUCGAAACAUUUCGAACCAACGCGACGAGGGCAAUGUGAGCGAAAAAGAGGGACGUAUAACUCUCCAGGAAGAGUCUCGCCACAUGCGUCGUACACCGGCCAUUAUCCAAAGGUUUCUUGAAAAGCCUCAAAUAAUUGCCGUAUCGGCUCCGGAAGGGGAACUCCUUCCUCUUUGGGUCAAAUCAAGCUUUCCUUCAAACUAUGGCUCUUUCGAUUAUUUCAACUCUGCAAGCAAGUGGAAGUAUAUUCGAAAUUAUAUUUCGGAUACAACGACUUGCCAAGAGAUAGAACUGGGUACCACAUAUGGAACCCGAUGA
Messenger RNA from Penicillium cosmopolitanum, 1290 nucleotides. RefSeq lists its product as uncharacterized. Gene Ontology annotation, cellular component: intracellular membrane-bounded organelle. The record is from RefSeq and is a predicted model, not a curated record. The transcript has a single exon. Bases 1 to 1290 code for a protein of 429 amino acids. Gene Ontology annotation, biological process: magnesium ion homeostasis. NCBI's taxonomy places the organism in Eukaryota, Fungi, Ascomycota, Eurotiomycetes, Eurotiales, Aspergillaceae.